Messenger RNA from Cantharellus anzutake, 1551 nucleotides. RefSeq names its product Indoleamine 2,3-dioxygenase. The record is from RefSeq and is a predicted model, not a curated record. Gene Ontology annotation, molecular function: heme binding; indoleamine 2,3-dioxygenase activity; metal ion binding. Lineage: Eukaryota; Fungi; Basidiomycota; Agaricomycetes; Cantharellales; Hydnaceae. Gene Ontology annotation, cellular component: cytoplasm. Gene Ontology annotation, biological process: 'de novo' NAD+ biosynthetic process from L-tryptophan. The transcript is spliced from 4 exons. Bases 1 to 1551 code for a protein of 516 amino acids.
AUGCCGUCUUCACCAAUGAUUACCAUCAAGUCCAUCGCUCACACCGCCAGCAACAUCCUUGGGGCCAAAUCAGCUCGCUGUGUCGAGUCUGCUCCCCGAUCCACCCUCAAGCUCGUUGACUAUGACAUCUCCCCCGUUACCGGCUUUGCUCCUUCAGCAUCACCCUGCACGCGUUUGCCUUCGCCUUUCGAUGCUUGGGAGCGAGCGUUAGAUCUCGUCAAUUGUGGCACCGACUCCGUCGUUAGCUUAGGUGAAGAUGCCUCGUCUGAGGCUCUGGCCAAGCGGACUUCCACUGAGCGGUGGCAAGAGAGCAUUCGGGCUAUGCCAGUGCUUGACACCGAAAUCCUUCGAAGUUAUUCUCAACUGCAACAUCGGGCACAUCAUGUUCUCGCUUAUCUUGUCCACUUUUAUGUUCAUUCUCUAACCCCUAAUACUACUUCCGCACCUGUCGUCCCCGCUUCUCUCGCAAUCCCACUCUUCGCCGUCUCCGAUGACCUUGGCAUGGCACCCAUUCUCACGUAUGCGGAUACGGUACUUUGGAACAUUGCCCCCCGUGACCCUAGUAAACCACUUGCCCCUGGAAAUCUCCGCAUUUUGACAACUUUUUCGGGCACGGACGAUGAAAUCGCGUUCUACCAAUGCUGCGCUGACAUCGAGCUUCACGGAACUCGAGCUCUCGCCGUCAUGGCCGCAUAUGAGAAUUUAGACUUACGCGACUUGGGCCGUCUUCGUGCGGACAUCCUUCAAACCGUUUGCACCGGACUCGAUGCGCUUACGGAGAAUAUUGAAGACUUAAUUACCAUCCUCAGGGAUGUGAAUGGCGCCUGCUCCCCCAUAGCUUUUUACAAUCUCAUUCGACCUUGGUUUCGUGGUCCGUCGUCUGGCGAAGUUCCUUGGAUGUGGGAAGGUGUCGGGCCCGUCAGGGAAGAGUGGAAGAGCCUUUCUGGCCCAAGUGGCGGCCAGAGCACCUUGAUGCAUUCGCUAGACGUAUUCCUCGACAUUGACCACACGAUGGAGAAGCAUGAUCUCCGCUCUCCCGUAGUAACACGCGAGGAUGCGGAUCGCACAUUCAUGAGGAGAAUGCAAGGCUAUAUGCCUGCAAUUCAUCGUGGCUUCCUCCACAAGCUGGUUUCGAGUAAUUUCUCGCUUCGUUCAAUGGCUAUCUCCGCUUCUCAAGCAAACUCUCCUCUCGCCCAUGAACUCGUAACCAAGUACAACGAUGCCGUGUGCGCGAUGCGCAGGUUUCGCGACGUUCACCUGAAGAUCGCUGGUAUUUAUGUGGUUGCACAGGCGCGGAAGGCAGCAGUCGAGGCGGGUAAGAGGGUAGUUAUACCCUCCGCUUGUCCAGUCAGCGCCAUGCUCAGACGAAUGGCUGAGGAAGGCGACGCUGACUUGUUAGCCGUCUGCCCCGUCUCUGGUCUUGGACUCGGCGACGUUGUAUCCAAACCUUCGGCGUGCCCUAUCAAAGGGACAGGCGGUACCCAGCUGCUCGGGUUGCUUAGGGGGAAUCGUGAUUCUACCACGAGGACGAUCAUCCCAACCAGGCGGUGA